This is a messenger RNA of Anguilla anguilla (European eel), 1734 nucleotides long. RefSeq names its product olfactory receptor 1-like. The transcript has 2 exons. Bases 239 to 1168 code for a protein of 309 amino acids. Gene Ontology annotation, biological process: G protein-coupled receptor signaling pathway. Gene Ontology annotation, cellular component: membrane. Gene Ontology annotation, molecular function: olfactory receptor activity; G protein-coupled receptor activity. The record is from RefSeq and is a predicted model, not a curated record. NCBI's taxonomy places the organism in Eukaryota, Metazoa, Chordata, Actinopteri, Anguilliformes, Anguillidae.
UUGUGCAGUUAGAAAUAAACUAAAUGAGGACUUUAGCCAUUUGGCUUAAAUGUCAGCAAAGUAUUUUAUUUUUUUAUUAUUUUCCGAUAUAUAUGAAGGUUUCUAUGUUAUUUUGAAGAUCUGUAGUAGGAUUUCAACCAUAUAGUUCUUUGCGUUUAAUUCAGAUGACAACUAUUGAGAACACUGGAACAGCUAACACAAGAACAUCUGGGAACCUCACACCUGCUAUAAAACUACCAUGGAGAAUUCAACUAAAAUACUGUUUGUUCUACAAGGAUUAAACGAGACAAUGUCAAGCAAACACACAUACUUUGCUGUCACUCAUCUCGUUUACAUUUUUACAAUUAUAGUGAACCUGACUUUGAUUGCGACAAUUAUUUUGGAGAAAACGCUCCAUGAGCCCAUGCUUAUACUUCUGUGUAACUUGUGUGUAAAUGGGAUAUGCGGUGCCUCUACAUUUUAUCCUAAAAUAUUGGUGGACCUUUUAUCUGAAUUGAGUGUUAUUCCGUAUGGAGCUUGCUUGGCCCAAAUUUUUGUAUUAUACAGUUACAUAUUCUGCGAGUUCACAACGCUAUCAGUGAUGGCUUAUGACAGGUAUAUCGCGAUAUGCAAGCCGCUCAAUUAUCACUCCACCAUCACGCCUCAGAAGAUUGUGAAAUUGCUGCUUUUGACCUGGCUUUUUUCCAUGAGUGAAUCGGCUAUUGCAGUGAUCCUGAUAGCCAGAUUACCGCUCUGUGGAUUCAAAAUUGAAAAGAUUUACUGCACAGCUUGGGCAGUGGUAAAGCUGUCAUGUGUGGACACCACUAUCAACAACGUAUACGGGUCCAUUCUCGUAUUUUUUCACAUUUCACAAGCAGUGCUUAUCUUAAUUUCUUAUGUUAAUAUAAUAAAAGCCUCUGUGCGAUCGCAGGAAGAAUGGAAUAAAUUCAUGCAGACCUGUUUGCCCCAUUUAAUCGCAUUGACCAGUUUCUUAAUCGCAUUCGUUUUUGACGUCAUGUACGCUCGCUAUGGUCCCACCAGCCGUUUCCACACUCUCCGCAAUGCCAUGUCCUUGGAGUACCUCAUUGUUCCACCGCUCCUAAACCCCCUCAUCUAUGGCCUGAGAAUGAAGCAGAUCCGCCGGAGAAUCUUUAGAAUUCGCAGCCAGAAAGUACGUGCUCUGAAAUGAAUAUCGUGUCUACUUAGCUGUUUUUAAUUUUAAUUUUUAAAAUCCGUGCUUUGAAUUUUACAUUUGGAGCUGAUAUCGGUUUUGCUCUGUCUGAGGUACGACCUAAAUCGUCAUUAAGAUGGAUUCAUUUUUCAUGUAAAGUGAUUUUGUUAGCAAACCCUGUAUAGCCUUAAUUCUCUCGCACACACACAGGUAUGUGCCUGGCAGACUGUAGCCUGCACAAUUUUAGGCUCGGCAUUUGCACAAUGAAACUGCUUCAUGGUUAAAAACCACAAUCCUUGUCCCGCGUUAGGUUUUCCAAAGCGUAGAUAAAAGGUUAAGCGCGCACCUUCCGAGCGCCUGGAUGUUAAACACGCUUGAAUGGGAAAAUAUUUCACAUAUCAAGAAAAAACAUUCUCGUCACAUUUGGUAGUUAGCUAGCUACCAAUAUAAACGAAAAAGAGUGCUCAAAACGAGUGACUGAAACAAGUGCAGCUAAAAUAUUUUCACGCAUUUGCCUCCUAUUUGUAACAAUGUCUAAAGAGGUGAGACCACACCUGAACUUCCUUCUUUUAAGCCCCAAUGAA